This is a messenger RNA of Protopolystoma xenopodis, 459 nucleotides long. The record is from the annotation of a GenBank genome assembly. Lineage: Eukaryota; Metazoa; Platyhelminthes; Monogenea; Polystomatidea; Polystomatidae.
AUGCCUGGUAAAUAUGGGACUGACAUCACAGUGCCAAGUGAUCUGAUGAUGGAGAUUCUGAUCUUUUUGCGCUUCCGAGUUUGUGUCAAGAUGAGAGAUAUCAAGAUUUCAGGUUCGAGCUGCCUGCAGUUUCAAUUGGUGGCUCCGCCCAGCCAGGGCAAAUGCAGCUUCGAGAAGUCCGGCGAUUCAAGCGAGUGUGUCAAGUGCCAGGGGUUUAGCAGUCCUUUAAAUCUUCCUCUACGAUAUCAUUAUUACUGUUCCUCUAAGGCAACAAAUGAGCUCCACACACUGGAGUUUUCGGCUUCUUCAACAUUCUGCGACUGGAUUGAGCCACAUUUGAACACAUGGGAGCCCUGUGUGAAAAUUUUGGAUCCAUUCGGCGGAUAUGCCACUUAUUGUGGUACAGAAAGGAAGGUAAGAAAUGGGUUCUAUGAGAUUUAUUCACCCAAUUUCGUUUAA